GGGCGAGGAGUCCAGAGAGCCAUGGCCGCCCUGCGUGUCCUGCUGUCCUGCGUCCGCGGCCCGCUGAGGCCCCCGGUUCGCUGUCCCGCCUGGCGUCCCUUCGCCUCGGGUGCUAACUUUGAGUACAUCAUCGCAGAAAAAAGAGGGAAGAAUAACACCGUGGGGUUGAUCCAACUGAACCGCCCCAAGGCCCUCAAUGCACUUUGCGAUGGCCUGAUUGACGAGCUCAACCAGGCCCUGAAGACCUUCGAGGAGGACCCGGCCGUGGGGGCCAUUGUCCUCACCGGCGGGGAUAAGGCCUUUGCAGCUGGAGCUGAUAUCAAGGAAAUGCAGAACCUGAGUUUCCAGGACUGUUACUCCAGCAAGUUCUUGAAGCACUGGGACCACCUCACCCAGGUCAAGAAGCCAGUCAUCGCUGCUGUCAAUGGCUAUGCCUUUGGCGGGGGCUGUGAGCUUGCCAUGAUGUGUGAUAUCAUCUAUGCCGGUGAGAAGGCCCAGUUUGCACAGCCGGAGAUCUUAAUAGGAACCAUCCCAGGUGCGGGCGGCACCCAGAGACUCACCCGUGCUGUUGGGAAGUCGCUGGCGAUGGAGAUGGUCCUCACUGGUGACCGGAUCUCAGCCCAGGACGCCAAGCAAGCAGGUCUUGUCAGCAAGAUUUGUCCUGUUGAGACACUGGUGGAAGAAGCCAUCCAGUGUGCAGAAAAAAUUGCCAGCAAUUCUAAAAUUGUAGUAGCGAUGGCCAAAGAAUCAGUGAAUGCAGCUUUUGAAAUGACAUUAACAGAAGGAAGUAAGUUGGAGAAGAAACUCUUUUAUUCAACCUUUGCCACUGAUGACCGGAAAGAAGGGAUGACCGCGUUUGUGGAAAAGAGAAAGGCCAACUUCAAAGACCAGUGAGAACCAGCUGCCCCUGCUUCACACCUCUGCUUGGAGAGGACAAGUGCAGCCUGUCAGUUUUAGAAGCAAGUAAAUCAUCCUCUUUUCAAGAGCAGUGUCCGUGGUGUGCAGUUCCUCUCCAAUUGCUGCGUGGUCGUGGCCCGACCUCUCACGGCAUGACAGCCUUCGUCACCCAGCCUGUGAGGGUCCUGACUGGAGCACCUUCUAAAUCUAAGAUUCUGCUGAGGAGCCCCCGCUGGUCCCUCUGGGCAUGCUGUGCUCGGACGGAAAGCGGGGCCUGCGGGUCCUUGUGUCCCUGCCGCUGAAGAAUGGGGCUGCUCUGAGGGAAACGCUGUCUGCUGCCUUCAUACAGAUGCUGAUUAAAGUGAUAGCGAUUCAGAUUA
Messenger RNA from Homo sapiens (human), 1277 nucleotides. RefSeq names its product enoyl-CoA hydratase, short chain 1 (gene ECHS1). The transcript has 8 exons. The record is from RefSeq and is marked reviewed. Gene Ontology annotation, cellular component: mitochondrial matrix. Lineage: Eukaryota; Metazoa; Chordata; Mammalia; Primates; Hominidae. Gene Ontology annotation, biological process: fatty acid beta-oxidation; L-valine catabolic process; branched-chain amino acid catabolic process. Bases 22 to 894 code for a protein of 290 amino acids. Gene Ontology annotation, molecular function: 3-hydroxypropionyl-CoA dehydratase activity; (2E)-butenoyl-CoA hydratase activity; enoyl-CoA hydratase activity.